This is a messenger RNA of Pieris macdunnoughi, 8823 nucleotides long. The record is from the annotation of a GenBank genome assembly. Lineage: Eukaryota; Metazoa; Arthropoda; Insecta; Lepidoptera; Pieridae.
AUGUCACAUUGUGAUUAUGAUACAAUAUUUUAUAGAGUAUUCUGUGCAACGGUAUUAGGUAUAGCAUUUACAUUCACAGUUAUAUUGACUAAUGUCUUCAUUGAUAUUGAUGGGUUGUUAUCAAAGAAAGACACCGUCGCGGAGUCCACAUCCAACUUUGACAGUUACAGAACAGAAGAUGUUAAGAAUGAUGUUCAAUAUGAUGAUAGGAGCGAUGACGCAGAUCCGUAUAGGGGUAAAAGAUCAAUAGAACCCGAUAACUUUUUGUUUCAAGUUAAAAACCCAAAUAUAAAGAAAAUGUUAACAAACAAACUAGCAAAUUUACUUGAAGAAUUGGACGAAGAAGAAUCUACGAAAACGAACGGUAAUGUAGAACAGAUGAAAGCGGACAGAGAAAGUAUUGAUAAUAAUCAAAGAGAUAAAAAUAGCGAACAAAAUAAUGAUAACAUGCUGCACUUGGCAAUGCACAAUAUUCUUCUACAAGGUAUCAUUGGGCAUAUGGAUUUAAAUAAUGUGUAUAAAAAGGUUCACCUGCUUGUCAAGAAUUUUUACGAACAUAACACCGAAAAGCCUAACAAUGCUAUAGAAACUGUAAAGGAAAUACCAGAAUAUACAAAGCAGAAUGAAGAAGAUAAGUUUUUUGAAGAGCUCUUGAAAUGUAAAACUUUGAAGGACCAAGUCAAUGGUAUAAAAAAUAAUAGCCAACAAAUUAAUAAACAGAAAGAACCUAAAGUAGUAAUUAAAACAAUUAUUGAAAUAAACGAUAAGGGAAAGCUUCAGAGAGACAAUAGCUCCAACAAUAACGAUAUCAUAGGCUUAAUUAAACUUAUAUAUAACGGAAAGUCAAUAAAAAUUGAAAAACUUGAAGAUACAUUCGUAAAAUCGGACAAAGAUGGUGGACAAAUGACUACAAAUGCGCAAAAAUCAGACAAAAAGUCGUCAUAUUUUACUGGCCUUCCUCUUAUUCAAGAGAAGCAACUUUCUGAUCCAAAUUGGAAUAAAAUAAUCGAGAAUUAUUUAAAACAAUACCCAGUCGGUAAAGAUUUUGUAAAAAAUAUAGAAAAUAAAAUAAACCGGAAAAAACGACAAAUUAAAAUUCACUACCUCGAUAGCAAACACGCAACUGAUAAACCUAAAACUGCUGAAAAAAUUAAAAAAGAUGAUGAAGAAUUAUAUAUUGAAAUUGAAACACAUUUUGAUGGUAAAGGGAUUAAAGGGGAAAAGAAAAAGAAGUUAGUUCGAAGUCUUAUCGAUAAAAUUCAAAAGGCAAUUCACGAUGAUGGGCACACUGCAACUCAUAAGAAAAGUAUGUCAAAUCACAUUAAAAUCAUGAAGCGGAACCAAGAUCCAAUCAAAAUGAAAAAUGACUUAUUCUUAAGCAAAAUUGUACCAGCAAUCCGUAAUAUUGAACAUAGACAAUUAGAUCCUAUUAGCAAUAUUAUAUCUCCUAUUGAUGAUAAUUUUAAUUAUAACAGUGACAGAAUUUGGAAUUCAAAAGUACCAUCCCAAACAUUUUACUCAGGACAAUCAGGAAAAAAUACAUACAAAAUACAGGAAAUGGGAAACUUACUCGCGAACUACAAUAACGAAAUAUCUAAAAGGAACCAAAAACCAAUAACGAUUGAAAAAAACAGAUUCAAAAAUCGAGUUAACGAUCCAAGUAACAUGACAUUUUAUUUGAAAGAUAUUGAUGGCUCUGGGUUUUCAGUUGGUUUCAAUCAAUAUGUUGAUGAACCACCAGAUAUGGAAAGUUUAAAACUUUUUAAUGGAGUAGAAAAUCUUAUUCAAGAAUAUCAUAAUACUUACGACAACUCUAAUAAAAUUGAUAAGGUCUCAGACAACGUAAGUAAUGAAAAAAGGGAGAAGUAUAUUGAAAGAGAACAAGAAAGUAUAUCAAAUUCUCACGUUUUUCGGCGAUCAGUCAACAAUGAACCAAAUUUAAAUUAUUCUUAUAAGAAAUUUAUUAAAAAACUUAUCAAACCAUUAAAUUACUAUAAACUCUGGAAAUUGAAUGGAAAAUCAUCAAACAAAAUAUUUACAAAUAGAGAAUAUAAGACUAGUCGCUCGCCCGGUACUAUAAAUGUUGUCUCGAAACCAAUUAAAAUAAAUGAUCUAUCUGUUGCUUUUAUAAACAACUAUUAUAAUGAGAUACCAAAAAAAUAUAGUCCGGAUUCUUUGGAAAGUAGAUUAAAAAGGCGAAAACGAUCGGUAAGUGUGAAAAAAGUAUCAAACCUUAACUCUAAAAUAAAAUUAAAUAGAUUUAUAAAUACGAAUCCUAAAUUUAAUAAAAAAAUAUUCAAAAACAAUAAAAGAAACAAAAGACAAGUGAAUAAAAUAAGAAUAAUAGCUAGAGAACGAUCUAAGGGGAAAAAAUCAAAAGAAGAAAAUGUUAUUUUACUAUCACCAAGUGAUGAGUACUCGAAUAAAAAAGGAAACAUACCAGAAACAGAUGCAAGUGAUACCCAAAACAGUGACACGGUACCAUUUUCUGAAUUUCUUAAUUUAAACUAUCCCAAUCAACCAUUAAUUGAUGAAUAUCACUAUGAACCUCAAACUUUGUCGAUGCCUCAAUAUCCUCAUAUAUUUUUUGAAGAACAGACGUCAAGAGAAUAUUCGAGAGAGGAUAACUCUGUAAAACCUUAUAGAAUUCAAGCUAAGCCAAAUGUUAGACAACUCACCUACCAACCAUCGGAAGUUAUAACUGAACGAUCUUCAGCUGCUUUUUCCAAUGUAAAGCUACCAGGAGUUGAAGAAAUUGUCAAUGCUAUUUUACCACCCAAAUCGAAUUAUAAGGUCACUGUUAAAAUUUCGCCGAAAAAUACAUCUGGUAUUCAUACCGGCUUCAAGGAAGUUCACACUAGUGUAAAUAAGAGUUACGACCGGAACGGUAUCCGUUAUUUUUCGUUAUUAAAUGUAUCACAGUUUUCCAAGGUUGAAAAUGUAAAUGAAAGUAAUAUCGUGCCUGAAAAUAGAAGAAACAUACCAUUGGCACCAGUUAAUAAUGAAUUGAGAGAAAAAGAAAAACAAAUACAAACUUUAUUUCAAUUACAUAAAAAGAGAAUUGAUUCGCAGUUAGAUAAUUUGAAAAAAGAAAAAUCAUUUAUAGAAAAUGUAUUACAAAAAAAGGAGAUAUAUGAGGAAAUUAAAAUUGAAACAAAUGAAAAUUUUAAAGAUCCCAAUAACCAAAUAAAUGUAAUAAGUAAAAUUGAAAAACCACGUACUGCCACUCCUAAAACAUUUUGCACAGUAACACAACCUCUUCAAACUAAAGAAAGAAAACAUCCCGAUGACCAAGAAAAGAAAAUUUUAAUAAGCACAAUACAAAACAAUGAGCAAAUUACAAAGGAGAUUUUAAAGAAAAUCGAUGUUAAUACAGACUUACUGCGACAGUUCCUUCACAAAUUAACUUCACAGACAAUGUCACCGACGACAGAACAUUAUGAAAGAAUAUAUGAAAAUAAUAAUUAUUACCAUCAAACAGACUUACGGAAUAGUUCCGAAAAUAAACCAAUUUCAUUACCACAGAUUCCUUACGCGGAGGCAAUGUUUAAGCAUAAAUUAUCGACUCAAAAACCGGAUUUUCAGAUAAGAAAAAACCAGUCAAGAUUCUUCAUAGACGAUCUAGAAGAUUACAACUCGGUUCAUUUAACACUUCUCUUAUUCGAGCUGCAUUUUAUUGCUUUAGACUGCCAUCCUAAGCCAGAGACAAACAACACUGAAACAUUCGAAAUAAAGCAAUUACCUGAAGAAGUGGUUCAGUUCAUCAAUACAAAACCAGACGAACCAGUCAUAAGAGAGAUCUUCUUUUAUCAUAUUAUUGAAAAACCAUAUUUGAAGAAGGAUCCCAAGACGGGCGAGGAAGUCAUCCUUGGUAAAAGACCUUUGAAAACUUGCGCAGUCAGAAAUAGCAAAGAGGAAGCGGAAAGGGCCAGGAAAGCCCAUCCCGCUGCCCAUCUUUGGAUGGGCCAUGGAUGGGAACCACCGCCAAAUACCACAACGGCACCACGCGUGUGCACGACACGCCUUGUAAUUUCUAGGCUCAAGGACACCAAAGCGGGGGAAUCAGUGAUCCAUGCGUCUAAAAGAAGAGCUGCUGAUGUAUCCCUGCAAGUGCUGGAGCCGGCCUCCCCCAUCCGAAAAUACGAAGGCGCAGCGAAAAUGACCCUUGCUGCAGCAAGGGUCUCGCCUGAUGAUCAAGAGCCUGACUUCGAUGAGUCCAUCAGACCCUUCACCAAUGGUCAAGGCUACCAAUACUUCGACUCGCAGUCAAAGGAGCCAACGGAGAAAGAUGCUGAUGACAAACAUGUUAAGAUAAAGAGGGAUUUUUCCAUAGAUACCAACGACACAACAAUUCCUAUACAUGUUGGUAACACUAAUAAGAAUGUCGAACGGAGGUUAGACAAGAAUAAAAAGACUGAAGAUGAAUCAACCAAAACAAUAGAAAAUCUAAAAUAUCAACCAGUAAUGGACAAUCACCGAAAUGUUAUCUAUACAAAUUCACCUAGAAACAUGUAUGCUAAAAAUGAACCAUUUAAAAAUAGAGUGAGAAAUAUGUUCAAUCAUUUACCAAGUGCUAAACAAAGGCAUACGUAUGGUAUGAGUCUGCAUAGCGGAUUUGGUAAUAUAUGGAAUAAUAUACAAUCUCUGCCAUUUAUAAAUAAAAUUGGAUCGCUGUUCACUCCGCUUAAAAAUGGAAUAGAAAUACCAAUUAAUAAUAAAAAAGAUAUGGAGCCGGUGGUAAAAGAAAAUCCCUUACCAACAUAUAUCACAAAUCUGGAAAUACCGCCAGCUCCAAAGAUUUUGGAACCAACAUAUAUAAAACCAGUUACAACCAGUAGACCGAAUACAUCUAUGGAAGAGCAAUUCUAUUCAAGCAAUGCUUUAAGAAAAAACAAAUCGCAAGAUUCUUUUAAAGAUACAAGUUCAGUGCCUGGAGGGUUUACGUCAGAAAAAAAUGAAAUAAAUCCAGGAAAGAUUUACGUAAAUGAAAACCAAAAGACAUCAAAUGAUGAUAUUAAUGAGCUUCCAGAAAGCAAUGACUUAACUGACGAUACAAAAGAGGCUUUUGUCAAUCAAAAUAAUAUAAAUUUAAGAAAUGAAAAUAAAAUUGAUGAAGCUCUUGCAGGCAACUUGCAGUCAGAUGUGGAAGAAACAGAGAUCAAUCCAGUUCCAAUAAAGACAAGUCCAACAAUUAAUGAUAACACAAAAGAAAAUAAUGAAGAUAUUGCCAGUAAUAAACACAGUUCGUUUUAUGAUAAACUGAAAAAGUCAUUUAAAAAUCUUUUAAAUAGGCUACCAUUCAAACGAAAGCCGUUAGGGGAAAAUAUAGUUAAGGAAAGUAUAGGACCAAAAAAAAUUCCAACAACAUUGAACGAAAUUACUCCAGGUACAUACGGUAUGAGUUUAAAAAAUAACGGAGGAUUUGUUUGGAAUGAUUUAGACUCCAAACAUUCCACAUUCAUUAAUGUAGGUGAAACACCUUUGGUUGACAAAAAAGAUCAUAUACCUGCAGAACCAAAUGCAGAGUCAACAGUCGGUUUAUCACAUUUUAACGAUAAUAUUGUAAAGACAACAACUUCAACUGCCACAACUAAUAUACAUACAAACAAACAGACUGAUUCAAUUGAAACAAGUUCUCAAAUUCCUACCAACACAGAAAAUACGUUCACGACAAAGAACGUACAAACAACCACCAAAAUAGAGAUCGAAGCUACAAUAGGUAACAGUCAUAAAAUUAUUGAAACCGAUUCCACUACUUCAAGUGAUAUAAAAACACCCGAAUUAACAAAUACGGAUACCAAAAACCAGACUCUCGUUCCAGAGAUUUUAAAGACGACUGAUGCUGUUUUAACAACUACAGAAGUAAUAAAAACUACGACCAAACAAUCUACGUUUAAUAAGACCGAAAUUACAACAGAUAAUAACGAAAUCACUACAACUGAAUAUGUAGAUACCUUAACAAAUCUAACUACUACAGUUGAUAUCAAAAACCAGACUCAAGUUUCAGACAUUUCAUCGACGACUGAUGCUGUUUUAACAACUACAGAAGUCAUAAAAACUACGGCCAAACAAUCAACUUUUAAUAAAACCGAAAUUACCAAGGAUAAUAAUGAAAUCACUACAACCGAACACGGAGAUACCGUAACAAAUAUAACUACUAUCGCUACUAAAGAAGCUGAUACGAAUAUUGAAAAUUCAAACCAAGAUAUUACAACUCAAUCUUUAAGUACAGGUAUAACCACUAUUGGACCGGAGGUGUCAAAAAAUAAUGAUAUCGAAAGUACUACGGCUACAAGUUUAAAUAAAACUACCGAUAAAAUAUCAGAACCGAAUGCUAAAAAUUUCACAGGAACUUCAAAAAGUAAUGUGACUACGUCGGAAAUUCUAGAAAUUAAUAAUAGCACAACAGAAGCUCAACAACAAUCAAAACAUUUUGAUAAUAUACCACAGAAAAACGACACGAAGAGUCAUUCAAAAGGAGAGUCCAUAAAAUCAGACUUAAAUAAAUUAUUGGAAAAGAAAGUGUUUUGGGACUGGCUCACCGGAUGGACAUCAGCCUAUUUCAACGUUUUAGAUGAGAGCAUCAAGGAGCUAGUGAGAGAAGAAGUGGCUUUGGAACUAAAAAAUAUAACCGAAUUAGUCAAAAAUAAAUAUAACGAAACAGAUGUAUCACCAACAACAUCAAUACCGGAAAUUAAUUCUAAUGAAACAAGAAAAAGUCAAGACGACACACACGACCAUUUAACAAUAUCAAAACCCUCUGCUAACAUAAGCGAUAUUGAAUCAGACGAAAGCAUAAACACUAAAAAUUUUACCGGCGUUAAUAUAGCUGGAGAUACUAUAAAUGGCAAAACUAUUAAGGUUACAAACAUAUUUAUAUUUAUGAAUGACAACCCGAACAAUACAUUAAAACCAAUUGUAAAUAAAUCUUUAAAAUAUGCAAACCACACAAAUAAGAGGAUUACUGAAUCUACAGAUAACGUAGCCAUUAUUGUAACAACUACGUCCAGAACAGUUCUAUCAGAAAAUGACAAAGAAAAAACUAUGUCUAAAUCAAAUGACACUUCUAGCAUAACUAAUAAUAGUUAUACAAUAAAAAAUAAUACAGAAACAAAUUUAAAAAUUUCCACAACGACCACCUCUGCCGCUUCUGAAUUUACAACAAAUGAAAUCCCAGCGGCUAAAAAUUCUACGAACAGUGCCAGUACCACGGAAAAGAUAUUAACAACAAUACAUCAACCCAACUUAGUUGUUACUAGCCCUUCGACGCAAAAAUCUUCCUCAGAGAAAACAGCAGAUUUUGUUACAUCAGAAAAUAUUAAUGCAACUACCAUUUCUAACAACCAAGAUAUAGAAAAGAUUUCAACAACUUUAACUACGAUUGACAAAACAAGUACAAUUAAUUCAAUUAAUAGUGUACCUGAACCUUUAAUAACAACAAAAUCUGCUAAUAUUUCUACGGAAGUGACUACUUUAACUACUCCUCUGGAAAAUACCACGACGACUACUAAAAUAUCGCCGAUUACCACAGAAAGUGGUAUUGGUAAUUUAAAUACAACAAAAAUAACAACUCAAACGGUUAGUUCUAGCACUCCUACUUCAGCUACGGCAGAUUUUGUUACAUCAGAAAAUAUUAAUGCAACUACUAUUUCUAACAACCUAGCUACAGAAACGAAUUCAACAACUUUAUCUACGAUUGACAAAACAAGUACAAUUAAUUCAAUUAAAAGUGUAACUGAACCUUUAAUAACAACAAAAUCUGCUAAUAUUUCUACGGAAGUGACUACUUUAACUACUCCUCUGGAAAAUACCAUGACGACUACUAAAAUAUCGCCGAUUACCACAGAAAGUGGUAUUGGUAAUUUAAAUACAACAAAAAUAACAACUCAAACGGUGAGUUCUAACACUCCUACUUCAGCUACGGAAGCACUAAAAGAUGAUUCUACCAUAACUGCUGCAACUACUGACAGCAGUACUACGCCCCUGAAUAAAAAAGCAAAUGCAAAUCAAACAACAACUCCCGCACUACAGAAUAACAGUUAUGAGCAAAAUUCUACGACAUUAAAUAACACAACCAGUACGUCUAGCUAUAAUACAGAAAAUAAUUCGAGCACAGAAGCUACUACAACAACCUCGUCAGAUACCAAAAUUGGAGUAAAUGUCACUACAGAGGUCUCUAUCGCUAACGCAACCUUAAUGAAUUCUACCAUUAAAGAGAUAAACAACGAUAGCAGUACUACAACUGUCAGUGAUAAAGAUAUAAAUUUGAUCACAGAAGCUACUACGAUAAAAGAAUCUACAAACAAUACCGAAACGCAAACAACAAAUUCUGAACAGCAUUCAACCACUGAAGGGACUCCGGCAAACAACUCUGCUAUUAAAGAUUCUCUACCAAAUAUAACUACUGCUAUGCUUAACUCUUCAAUGAAUAUUACAGAAUCUUCGACAGUUGAAAACUCAAACAGUACUACAACUGUCAGUGGUAAAUAUAUAAAUUUGAUCACAGAAGCGACUAUGAUAAAAGAAUAUACAAACAAUACCGAAACGCAAACAACAAAUUCUGAACAGCAUUCAACCACUGAAGGGACUUUGGCAAACAACUCUGCUAUUAAAGAUUCUCUACCAAAUGUAACUACUGCUAUGCCUAACUCUACAAUGAAUUUUACAGAAUCUUCGACAGUUGAAAACUCAAACAGUACAGAAGAUAGUAAGAACACUCAAGAUACUAAGACGACAACAGAGAAGGCUACCGAAUCUACUACAAUAAGCACCACAGUACUAGAUAAAGCAAAUAAAAGUCAAAACACCACAAGACACAAAUAA